UGAAAUUGUAUUGAUUGGAGUAAUUAUUAAGGAUGGGAAAAGGGCAAUGGGCGAUAGCAGUGCAAGGAGGAGCAGGAGACAUUCCGAUUGAUCUUCCAAAACAUAUAAAAGAAGGUCGUGAAUCUGCUCUUCGUCAUUGUCUUCAUAUUGGUUCUUCUGCUCUCAAUCAUUCCCAUUCUUCUCUACACGUCGUUGAACUUGUGGUACGUGAACUGGAAAACAAUCCACUGUUUAAUGCUGGGAGGGGGUCUGUCUUAACUACUGAGGGAACUAUAGAAAUGGAAGCCAGUAUAAUGGAUGGUAAGACCAAGAAAUGUGGUUCUGUUUGCGGUCUUAAAACUGUUGUCAAUCCGAUUUCUCUGGCGCGUUUGGUUAUGGAGAAGACUCCUCAUGUGUAUCUUGGAUUCGAAGGAGCCGAGGCAUUUGCUAGGGAACAACAGGGCGUUGCAACUCUGGAACCGUGUGAUUUCAUCACACCGGCAAAUGUUGAAAGGCUAAAACAAUUCAAAGAAUCGAUUAGGGUUCAGCUAGACAACGCUCAUCCAAUCCAAAACGAAGUGAAAGUGGAAGCACGCAAUGCUGAUGGUGAUAGCCAAUUAGGCACAGUUGGGUGUGUUGCUAUUGAUCUUGACGGUCACUUGGCUGCCGCAACCUCAACAGGGGGUGUUAUCAACAAAUGGGUAGGAAGGAUUGGAGACACCCCAAUUAUUGGUUCAGGCACAUACAGCAACACCUAUUGUGCUGUCUCUGCUACCGGAAGUGGGGAAGACAUCAUACGUGGUACUGUUGCACGAGAUGUGGCUGCACUUAUGGAAUACAAAGGUCUUUCUUUGAAAGAAGCUGCUUCGUCUGUCGUUAAAAAUGGUGCACCGGAAUGCAAGUUUGGGCUCGUUGCUGUAUCGGCCACAGGAGAGAUUGCUAUGCCUUUCGGUACUACUGGGAUGUUUCGCGCAUGUGCAACUCAAGAUGGUUACUCUGAGGUUGCCAUACAUUGAACUAGGUGCAAGAUAUAGGGUUGGUUACUGUUGGAUGGAGGGGCUUUCUUUGAUUCUAAAUAUAUACCUUGGCUUCCUUCUAAUUGAGUAAUAUGAAUGUCAAAGUGUAACAUGUGCAUCCUUUUGAUCACAAUGUAAAUAAGGCUGCACCAAAUCGUAUCCAUCUGAGUUAUAAAGUUUUUAAAAUUUAUUGAA
Messenger RNA from Amaranthus tricolor (Joseph's coat), 1190 nucleotides. RefSeq names its product isoaspartyl peptidase/L-asparaginase 1-like. The record is from RefSeq and is a predicted model, not a curated record. The transcript is spliced from 4 exons. Gene Ontology annotation, molecular function: hydrolase activity. The coding region runs from base 33 to 995 and encodes 320 amino acids. Lineage: Eukaryota; Viridiplantae; Streptophyta; Magnoliopsida; Caryophyllales; Amaranthaceae.